Messenger RNA from Colletotrichum scovillei, 3698 nucleotides. RefSeq lists its product as uncharacterized. The transcript has 3 exons. The coding region runs from base 1393 to 3324 and encodes 643 amino acids. Gene Ontology annotation, biological process: protein phosphorylation. Lineage: Eukaryota; Fungi; Ascomycota; Sordariomycetes; Glomerellales; Glomerellaceae. Gene Ontology annotation, molecular function: ATP binding; protein serine/threonine kinase activity. The record is from RefSeq and is a predicted model, not a curated record.
GCCUCCUGAGUCUUGGGUACUGACGCACCUCCUAUUCCCAUCCCUCCUGUGCCUCCUGAAUCCUGUCCCAACUUGGCUACUGCUUGUACAUCUGGACGACACUCUGUAGGUAUUUUGAGUGCACUACCUAUCACUCCGUGCUUACUUUUCGUAAAAGUUAGAGCAAACUGUCUUUCUUUGGAAAGAAGCCCCUGAAUCCCAUCCAAAAAAUCACAAGGUGAGUUAAGACACAAUUGUGGCAGGAGCUACCUGGUUUGUACUCCCAGGCCCGUUCCUACCUUUCUCGGCUCCUACCUGUAAGGAAGGUACCUCCUGUCGCCUGUGCCUCCCUCUCCUUUUCUGCCCUGGGCUCCAUCCCGUCCUCCCUCUUCCUCAGCAACGUCUACCUUCCUUACCUGACUCCGUACUCAACUUCUUCGUACCCGGUACUGCUCAGCUCCCAAGCUCAGCCCGUAUCAUCUCCCCAGCUGAGAAUAGCAUCUGAACCAAGGUAAGGAAUUCGGAAUCCCUUCUUUUGCUCUUCUACUUCCUCCUCUUCUCUCCUCCACACCUCGCAUCUCGCAGUAUUCUCUUCCCUCUCUGGCCCCUGUCCUGCGGGUUUUCUUCUUCUUCCUGCAGACACACACACUCCUCACCCCGCCAUCCACCCACAGUGCCACUGGAUUUCUCUUGGAACUUGGAAUCUUGCACCACUGUGCCACCCCGUCACCCCGUUUUUGUCAGCAAUAAGGUAUCCCCAGCACAAGGUACCAUACCAAGCAGCGCAGCAGCAACAGCGACCAGAACCCAGCUAACCAACCAAACCUCCCAGCCCAGCGGCGCCAGGUUGUCUCACCACACACGUACCGUCCGUCCACCCCCAAAAAAGAAGCCAAAGGCCUACGCAGUAAGAGAGGGGGCGGAAUUUGCGGGGUUCCUCUAGCACAACGAUCCAACGAGCGUCUUUGUACACCAACCUUGAACCUCCACCAACAAAUCACGACCCCAGAGCGACCUCUCCUCUCUCUCUCACUCACUCACACACACAUACUCUCUCUCUCUCUCUCUUUGAGUCCUACUCCUACCCGUACCCGUGCUCGUACCGUACCGUACCGUACUCUUUGGUACCGUACCUACCUGUGCAUUAUCUACCGCACCCCCAAAAACACCAAACAACAAUCUUUAUUCCUCGCCCCGCCUCGACUCGCUUCGCCUCACCUCGAAGGGUCACCUAAACCUCACCUCACCACCUCGCAUUUCCUCGACGGUACUCUCCUCACCUUCGAUCGCACGCAUCACCAUACAACCCGACUUUGACUUCUCAAUACCCGUUUUCAUCGCCACUAGUCCGAUUCGCCAUCUGCGCAUUCGGCGAUAAAUCCCCCCCCUCCUUCGUACCUUCUUCCUGCCAAAAUGUCGUGGAAGUUGACGAAGAAGCUCAAGGAGACCCAUUUGGGUCCCUUGGCCAACACCUUCUCUCGAUCCCCCUCUACAUCUACCAUUACCGACAGCAGCGAAAAGGCUCAGGCCAACAUUGCAGGCUCGGCCACUCCCACGAACGAAAACACUAUCGCUGCCUCUGAGGCCAUGGCGCAAGUACCGGUCGUCAACCCUCCCAAGCCCGGUAUUCUCGUCGUCACCCUCCACGAGGGUCACGGAUUCUCCCUCCCCGAACAACACAGAGCAGCAUUUGCCUCUUCACACCAAGGCUCGCUGUCCACAGGCGGUGCCCUCAGCGUCGCCGGCUCCGUGCGUCCCUCUUCUUCACAACGAGGAGCUGUCGGCUCCUUCAUCAAUGGCGCGGCUCGGCCACAGACAUCUGGCGGUGGCUUUACUGGAAUUCCUACCAACCAUGGUCGCAUUUCCGGCAAGUACAUGCCCUACGCCUUGCUGGAUUUCGACAAGAUGCAGGUCUUUGUCAACUCGGUCGAGGGAACACCAGAGAACCCCCUCUGGGCCGGAGGAAACACCCAGUACAAGUUCGAUGUGUCUCGUGUGACGGAACUCGUCAUUCACUUGUACAUGCGCAACCCCCUCGCUGCUCCCGGAUCCGGUCGUAGCCAGGACAUCUUCCUCGGUGUUGCCCGCAUCAAUCCCCGCUUCGAGGAGAAGCACCAGUUCGUCGAGGACCCCAAGCUCAGCAAGAAGGAUCGCGAGAAGGCUGCGGCUGACUUUGCCGCCCGUGAGCGCGCCCUCGGUCACAGCGGAGUCGAGUGGGUGGAUGUGCAGUACGGAACCGGAAAGGUCAAGAUCGGCGUCGAGUACGUCGAGAACCGCGCCGGAAAGCUCAAGAUUGAGGACUUUGAGUUGCUCAAGGUGGUGGGCAAGGGUAGCUUUGGCAAGGUCAUGCAGGUGCGCAAGAAGGACACGAACAGAAUCUACGCCCUCAAGACGAUCCGCAAAGCACACAUCAUCUCCAGAUCCGAGGUCGCCCAUACCCUUGCCGAGCGCUCGGUAUUGGCGCAGAUUAACAACCCCUUCAUCGUUCCCCUCAAGUUCACCUUCCAGUCGCCUGAGAAGCUCUACUUCGUCUUGGCCUUUGUCAACGGAGGCGAGCUUUUCCACCACCUCCAAAAGGAGCAAAGAUUCGACGUCAACCGCUCGCGCUUCUACACUGCCGAACUCCUGUGCGCUCUCGAGUGCCUCCAUGGCUUCAACGUCAUCUACCGCGAUCUCAAGCCCGAGAACAUCCUCCUCGAUUACCAGGGACACAUUGCCCUCUGCGACUUUGGCCUUUGCAAGCUGGACAUGAAGGACGAGGACAGAACCAACACAUUCUGCGGUACACCCGAGUACCUGGCGCCUGAGCUGCUCAUGGGUCAGGGCUACAACAAGACGGUGGACUGGUGGACCCUUGGUGUUCUCCUGUACGAGAUGUUGACGGGACUGCCUCCCUUCUACGACGAGAACACGAACGAGAUGUAUCGCAAGAUCCUCUCGGAGCCUCUCCACUUCCCCGGUCAUGACGUCGUGCCCCCCGCGGCUAAGGAUCUCCUGACCAAGCUCCUCAACCGCGACCCCAAGGAGCGUCUUGGUGCCAAUGGAUCGGCCGAGAUCAAAGCCCAUCCCUUCUUCCACGCCAUUGAUUGGCGCAAGCUUCUUCAGCGCAAGUACGAGCCUGCGUUCAAGCCCAACGUGGUGGACGCUCUUGACACAGCCAACUUCGAUCCCGAGUUCACGUCAGAAGCACCCCAGGAUUCGUACGUGGAGGGCCCGAUGCUCUCGCAGACGAUGCAGAACCAGUUCCAGGGCUUCAGCUAUAACCGACCUAUUGCGGGUCUGGGCGAUGCCGGAGGCAGUGUCAAGGACCCUUCCUUUGUGGGCAGCAUCCAGGACAACCGAUAGGCGGCUUGCGCACAACGAGUCAGUGGACGAGUUGAGCAUGGUUGAAGAAUAGAAAUGGAGAGAAAGCAGGCUCAGCAAAGGGGGCAGAGCAGGGCAGGGCUAGAAAGAAAGCGAAGCAUGAUAUUGUGUGGGGUGGGCUUGGUGAUUCAAGGGUUUAGCUUAAGCUAAGCUCACAGCAAAGCAACUCGACAGGGAAUGGUCGGGGGCACAUUGAGUGCGCACGCGCACUCGACAACAAACAGCUUUGCAUCUUCGUCUUUGAACGGCGUUCUGGAAUGGGCAUGAUGACGCCUUUUGGGGAAAAGGAAAUGUAGAUAGGCACAGAUCAUUGAGCAGACAGACAGACGAAUCAGCUCUCAGCAUCAUCAUUCAUG